Molecule: messenger RNA, 5985 nt
Organism: Amoebophrya sp. A120
Lineage: Eukaryota; Dinophyceae; Syndiniales; Amoebophryaceae
Source: the annotation of a GenBank genome assembly
AUGGCUGCCACUUCCGCGGCAUCGGAGGACGAGAUUUUCGGUUCCUGGGUUGUGAAGCAGCCAGCCAAAAGCGGUAGAAACAAGAAAAAAUUCUCCGUCCGUGCCGAAGCGUUGAGCUCCUUUGAAGACUCGGGCGUGACUGGCCCAAACUUCUCGUAUGAGUUUCCGGUUUCAUCAAGUACUACGUCCGUUUCUCGUUUUAUCGCAAGGAAGAAUGAUGUGUUGCAAGAACCUUAAGAAAUUAUAGAGCAACACGCACUCACUUUGCAUGAAAGAAUGAAAAAUUGUUGCAAAUGCAAUUGCGCGGAGAUCUAGAUCAUACAUACAUAAGGAAUUGGAAUAGGUAUAACGCGCAUGAAAUCACGACGCUCCAGCUCAGCACGCAUGAUUUCGGACGUACACAGUUCAUGCUGUCUGUCUUGCUGGUCCUGCUGCAACUCAAUGUGUAACUCUGCAGUACUUAUUUUUUCUUUGCAUACACUCGGGUGGCGGCGGUGGUUCUGUACAGGAGCCGGUAGCAGGGUAGGGGCUUCUCAAACGGGAUAUGGACAUCCUUCGGGUGAUAGACUUGGCUGUUGGCUUCUGAUGCAGGAAAAAGAAUAGCAAAAUCAAAAGGGGGGAGUUGGCGCUCGCGUUUCUUCAUGAGCUCGCGUUUCUUCAUGAUUGUACACACACACUAUGAAUGAAGAAAUCAGAGCUAUUCAGAGCGCUGGCGUUGCGGCUGUUGCGAAUUAAUAUUUGUCGCGAAUUAUUUGUCGCGAAUCAUUUGCCAGCCUUGUGAUGCGGAAUAAACAAACUUGGAGAAUUGGUUUCAAAGUAAAUCAGCACAAUCAUGUAGCAGAUGCCCAUGCAAACAGUUUGAGAAUUCCAUAGAGAAUCGGGACACGUCGACCACGUGGCGAACAACCCUGAUGAAGCAGAUUUGCUGCGGACCUUCUGCUAUCUGCUUGAAAUUUGUCUGGAUCUGGAAUAUGAUUUGCUAGGACGACUUGCACUAUCGGCAUUGCGUUGCCAUGUAUUUUCGCACACCGCGAAACCGAAAAAAUAAACUACCAAAAUCUGUAUUUACAUGACGGACGAAUAAGCGUGACGGAGUUUGUUUGUCAUGCAUGUAGAUUGAUGGUAUGAAGUUGAAGAGUGCGGCCUACUGUAUUGCGCAUCGCUGCUCACAGGAGCGUGCAAAAGGUUUACUUUUGGAUUUGGCCUGCCUCGCCUCGGAUUUGGACGAGCGGGAAGUGUCUUGAUCAUGUCAAUGAACUCAGCCCCACAAGAACUUACUUCCAAGGUCAGACACAUUCACACUUGAUAUCUGCAACCGGGCACAAGCCGAGGCAAACUUGAAGCUGAACCGCGUGGAGACCUUUGAUAUCCUCUACAAAAGUAAUGUAUUCAUCGUGCUAUGAAAAACACCAAGGCGAAGACUUGCAACACUGAAUUUAUGACAACUAAUCUACUCUUAUGUUAGAACCUAACGUAGAAGUAAGUCUAAGUUGUAGAAGCCAUUAGUAUUAGGCUGAGAAAACAAGUUGUUCCAUGACACUGACUGCCACUGGAGGUGCGAUGGAUACUUUUUCAAGUUUUGCGAUGCAUAUUUGACCGGUUGUCCUGUCCCAAGAAUGUCUCCACCGCUGGUCGGAUAGCGCAGAGCGUCCUGAGUUCGCAGAGCUACAAAACCCUGUUCUUGGAGCAGCACCUCCUCGAGCAAGAGCAGAAGCCCCCGAGUUACGAGGAACAGCAGUCCCGCUGUAACAGUUUGUCGCAACCCCGACCCCGCCCGAAAGAUGGCGCCGAAAAGCAAGCGGAGCCCCCAGUGAAGUUUACCAACCAAGUCGCGUUUGGGCGUUCCGUUCCCGUGCUCCAACCGAUGAAAGAACCGUGGAACGACGCAAAGUUCAACACCACACGUGCGGGAAGCAAAGCCACUGCGAAACCGACCUACUACACCGAAAAUGGCCGUAGUCUCGGCACCAGGGAGGUGGCUGAGAACAGCAAGCAGGGUCUAUUACAAUGAAAAAUGCCCCCACCCCCGAACUUGAAAGCAUUUGUAUUGCAAAUCUUUCCAAAUGAAACAUUCGCCCUCUUGCGUGUAUCAGCAUCACAGAUUUCCGAUCGUGAAUAGCAAAAAUUUGUAUUGCAAAAGAUCCCAGCAAGAGCGGUGCUUGUCAUGCAAGCGAUGCGAAACACGACUAGAAUCUGCAUCAGAAAGAUUCGUACUCCUUUCAUGCAUGACAAAAAGCUUUCAUUUGGAAACUUCGCAUCACAGAUUCUUGCAAUUUCAGGGGUGGGGGGCAUUUUUCACUGUGAUAGGGUCGUGAGCGCGAGUUUCAACCUCCGGGCAAGCUUUAUGUCUUCAACGGGCGUUGGCGUACAGAAGGGUGAAUUUGCAGUGAAUUUGUAUUGCGUGGCGUGAUGCAUGAAUUAAGGGGCAUAUGAAGAACACGAGGAGGACGCCAGGCAGUCAGCGUUCCGUGUAGUUGAAAGGUUAGCACUUGCCUGGUGCCAUUGGGAUGGUGACGCUCACUGUCAGAGCCUAAAGUAGAGACGCACGUCUUUGCUGCCUGGUGCGUUGCCAAGAAGCAAAGGCGGCCUGUGGCGAUCUCACAAUACAACACUGCCUCUGCGGAGUCCAUAGGGGGUCGAGAGGGAGGGGGCCGAAGCCUCAACAGGAGAGGGGCACUGGGUCAACAUCUAAAUGGGUAGCUCUCACGGGUUGCGGCUGGCUCGGCUUGGAUGUCCUCUGGAGACAUGUUGCAAUGGAUGCUUGCAUCGCCUGCUUUGCUCUGUAGCUCGUAUCUUCCCAGCUGUGUUCCUGCCUCAUCUUGUUCGGGUCCUCUAGUUUUCUUCGACGUGAUCCCCAGGUCAGAAAUUCUCCUGGUGAAUUUUGAGGCUUUUUCUUUUUGUUAAACUUUUCUGGAGCUCCAAAACCCGCAGUUUCUCAUGCGCUAGCGAAUUUUGAACAGGGACCGCAGGCCAAAACUCACUCACGCCCUUUUCAAAAUUCACCCCAAAACUCACCUGGCGCCCCUUUUCGACCGUGAUAAGCAAACUGCAGCGCAGGAAAGUGCUCAAAAAAGUCCGCAGAUAGGCCCUGGGAAGUGGGGCCGAUGGGAAAAGACAAGCGCCCUCUGUUGCCUUCAGCGCGUCUAUAUUCUGCCAAAAAGGCCUGGAGAGUUCACGCGCCUGCCGGAUAGACGCGUCAAAGCUCUCGGCCUGGUCCUUUCGCCCUUGCUUUCGCGCCUUCUUGCCUAAUUGCUUUUGCUUCGCAGCACUUUCUUUUUCGCGUCUUUGCCGCGGCUGCUGCAGUGCUCUUAUGCGAGCACAGGGAGACGAAUAGACAUGGCCAAAGAACGGCACCCAGGCCAUGUCUAGAAGCUGCCCGCCGCAUAAGCCUUGACUUCUGCGGUGUGCAGAACCCACUUCCCAGAAGGCCAAGAGGGACAAUGUCCCGGCGGACUCGUCUGCAAUUUGUCAUGCAAAAUUCACUACAAAUUCACCACUUCUCAUGCUAACGGGUGUUAAAGCUCUAAGGUCGUGAGCGCGAGUUUCAACCUCCGGGCAAGCUUGGGUUGCCACCAGUUGCCGAAGAUGGAGGUGGACCAGAGGGCAGCACGAACAAGAACAAUUUCCUCUUCUACACGCAGGAUCAGGAAGCCGCGCAGAAAGCCGAGGAUGUCGAGUCGUCGUGGGUGUACCGCUUGUCCAAGCCACGUAGCCGCACCGAAAAGUUUGAGUUUCCCGUGUUCAUGGCAGACAAAGACAAGGAACAACACGAGCUGCUCGCAGCCGCGCAGCAGACCCAGGGAAGGCGAGGCGAUCAGGUUGUUUCGGACAUUGACUACGCCAAAAACACACUUGGUGGGGCAUCACAGGCUGCGCCUGGUGCACCGGCGCCCGCGCAGCGCUCCCGCAGUCUUUCCAAACCCGCCUCCCGACGGCCAUCGCUGAUUCGCAAGCAGGCCUUGGGAGAUAACAAGUUGUUUCCAGAAGAGCUGCGAGACGCGGUGCACCGCCUGGUGGAGCAUAAUCGCAAACCCGCUCUGGUGACACGAGAUCCGGCGGGGGCCGUUGACCCUUUGGAAGAACAUUUUCUCAUGUCCGACGAUAUCUUUCUCGGCGCGAAGAAAAACGCCUCGGCUCCGGCUUCGCGGCCCUCGUCGAGCAGCAGCAACUACAAGUUGAUGAUGAGCAGUGCCCUGGCAACGAAGCAGUGGGAGCAGUGCUUGAAGACCGUAUCGAACCUGGAGCACCGCAGUAAGAGCAAGCGACUUCCCCUGCAGACGGUCGUCGAUACCACCAUGUUAGCUGGCGGUCCGGGAGGUGGUGCAGCUACCACGGACCACACUGUGACGGCUUUAUCCGGUGGAGGUCACCAUCGAGACGGUACAACUAGCAAUGUGAAGCUCCUGAACAAUUCUCCCUACGCCUUCGGGCAAGUGAAGAGUUUGUUUCGGAACAAGAGCACCAGGACCAGCAGCAAACAGACUUUUCUGUCGGCGGGCGGCAAAAACGGGAAGAACGGCGGAGCGACCAGCGACCAUCAGUUAGAAGUCCCCCAUAUCAAAUGUAAAAAUGUCUGGGUCUGGAAAAGUGUAGACUUGUCACGCAGAUUUCCAUGACCCAUGAGGUCUGGAAUGCGGGACUUAGCAUGACAGACUCUGCGAGGUCUCUGCCAUGCCUAUCCUGCAUGAGAAACUCCCCUCCAACUUGGUCAAAAGUGUGCAGCUUUUGGCAAUCAUGCAACACAGAUUUUCGCAUGCUUCAGAUUUACCAUGACAAGUUGGAAUCAUCCAGACCCAGACAUUUUUGCAAUUCAUACCCCAGCUGGAUGGCCAAACUUUGUCCCGGAUCGAGGAGCUGCUAUAUGGCAUUCUCAAACGUUACAUUCUCAACUGUUACAUGGAUUUGUAAUGCAAGAAUGGCAAAAGUCAAAGGCGGGAGGUUGGACCUGUAGCAUUACAAAUUUCGCACAGAUUUAGGUGCUGUUUAGCCCUUCCAAAAUUUGUCAUGCGAAGUAGCUUCGCCGUGUGGGCGGUAAUGCUCAUCUUGCAUGACAAAUCAUGUAACAGUUGAGAAUGUAACAUUUGAGAACGCCAUAUGCUAUACCUGCUCAUUGUGGUCUGCGACAAGACCGCGGCCAGCGACCGCACUGGGUCGCUCCUGAGUCGCGUGCAGCAGCUUCUUCUUGCGGAUGUGUUGCCGCUUUUCAAGAAACUCGGGCGGCGCGUCUCGUUGACAGUCAGCACGGCAGCAAACGGAUCCGGACCUCCGGCGACUCACAUUGCAGGGCCGACCACAACGGAAAGCAGCAACAUCAGUGGUGACGUGCUGUGCGCUUUCCAGAAGCAUUGCCCAGUCUUGUUUGAGCAGGUUACGAAACAAGCCGAAAAGUCACUCGGCCGCGAACCCAUCGGAGCGGAUGCGGUUGUUGAGGUUCGUGACAGUUUGCUGCGGAAAGAGUUUGUGCAGACAGCGAUCACACCAGUCGUCGCCUCCUCCAAAGGUUCUAGUACCGGCCAAACUGCAGAAGCGCAAAACGCCUUUGCGAAUGGUGCUAAAGCAGAUGGUGCACAUCAAAGCGAUGGCAAGACGGGCUCCGGUGGACCAUUUGUUGCAGCAGCUGGUGGAGCAGCUGGUACAAGUGCUACAACUUCUUCAAGGCCGUCCGCGACCAAAAAGGUUGCGCCCCCGGCGGUCAGUGUUGGCAUGUCGUCCGCGUCCGCAUCGACUUCUGCGUCAUCGACACCGACAACGACGCAGCAGAAGCACAAAUCGCUUUUGGCACCACCCGGGCAACAACAUGUGCCCGCAGGAGAUGAUCCGUUCUCGGAGCUAACCACGGUGUUCGUGCAGGAGUGGGAGAGCGUCCAAGAUCGGAAUCGGAAGCAGAGCAAGGAGGCAGCCAAAGCGAAAACAAACGUCAGACCCGUUCGCAAGGAGGUGGUCAAACCCGCUCCUGAAGAACUGGACCCGCUCGGUUUGUGCUGA